Messenger RNA from Diceros bicornis minor, 2708 nucleotides. It is a transcript of the gene MKRN3, whose product is annotated as makorin ring finger protein 3. Bases 73 to 1563 code for a protein of 496 amino acids. Lineage: Eukaryota; Metazoa; Chordata; Mammalia; Perissodactyla; Rhinocerotidae. The transcript has a single exon. The record is from RefSeq and is a predicted model, not a curated record. Gene Ontology annotation, biological process: protein polyubiquitination. Gene Ontology annotation, molecular function: ubiquitin protein ligase activity; metal ion binding.
CUCCGGGCCUCAAGCCCAAAAGGAAGAGGCACCGGGGAAGUUCCGGCACCAUUUCAGGGCACAGAAGCUGCCAUGGAAGAGCCUGCAGCUCCCUCUGAAGCCUCUGAGGCAGCUGGGGCCCCUACGGGUGCUGCGGCAGCAGGGGAGGGUCCUGGAGGGCCCCGUCUGCCCGUGCGCCCUGCCCCCCGGCAAGUUGCGGUUCCGAGCCCGGCCCUCCUCCGAGCGUCACGUCGGAGGCCUGCCCAGGCCUCAGGGGGAGGGGCCGGGCCCAGCUGGCUGCCGAGCCGGAGCAGCGGCAGCUGGACAAAGCAAAUCACCUGCAGGUAUUAUCUGCAUGGGCGGUGCAAGGAGGGGGAGAACUGUCGCUACUCCCACGACCUCUCAGGCCGGCAGAUGGCCAGGGAGGGUCGUAGUUCGCCGCCUGGGGCCUCUGCAGGCCGAGGCGCCAGCACGGCUGCGCACGUUGAGACCCUGCCUCAGGAAGUGGCGAAAGCCCCCCCUGCUGCGUCCUCACGCUCCUUGCCUGUGAUUGGCUCGGCUGCUGAAAGGGGUUUCUUUGAAGCUGAGAGAGAGAGUGCAGGCCUGGAAGCUGCCGGAGGAGCAGGUGCAGAAGGCUGGGCGGAUGCCAUUGAGUUUGUUCCCGGGCAACCCUACCGGGGCCGCAGGGCCCUUGUUGUCCCCGAGGCUCCUCUGCAGAGCUCAGUGACUGAGAGGGAGCAGAUUGCUGUGGGCACGGGGGAGCAGCUUUGCCGCGAUGCUAUCAUGGGGCAAUGCUUUCGUGGGGAGAGAUGUAUGUAUGUCCACGGAGACAUAUGCGAUAUGUGUGGGCUACAGGUCUUACACCCGGUGGAUGCUGUCCAGAGGGAAGAACAUGUAAGGGCCUGCAUUGAAGCACACGAGAAGGAUAUGGAACUCUCGUUUGCUGUGCAGCGCAGUCUGGACAAAGUGUGUGGCAUCUGCAUGGAGGUGGUGUAUGACAGAGCCAACCCCAGUGACCGCCGCUUUGGCAUCCUCUCCAACUGCAACCACGCCUACUGUCUUAAGUGUAUCCGCAGGUGGAGGAGUGCCAAACACUUUGGGAGCAGGCUGGUCAAAUCCUGCCCGCAGUGCAGGGUCACUUCCAGCCUUGUUAUUCCCAGUGAGUUCUGGGUGGAGGAAGAAGAAGAGAAGCAGAAACUUAUUCAGCAGUACAAGGAGGCAAUGAGAAACAAGACCUGCAGGUAUUUUGCUGCAAGCGGGGGUUAUUGCCCAUUUGGAGAGAACUGUUUUUACAAGCAUGCAGACCCUGAGGGCCUGGGAGAGGAUCCUGUGCAGGUGGGAGAGGGCGACAUGCCCUUUAAAAGCUGUAAAAAAGAGCUUGUCAUGCUUCGGCUGGCCAAUCUGUUGUUUAAGUGUUUCCUUUCACUGGGAGAUAAUGAGCUCCCCUUCUCAGAGGACCAGUGGGACUUGCUUCAUUAUGAGCUAGAAAAAACAUUUCAAUUUGAGUCUGUAGCAUUAUGCUGUGGCAUGUGGUCUAGUGUGCUGAGGCUCCGUCAUCCGCUAUUGCCUGUUUUCUGUUUGUAGACACAUCUGUCACUCACAGGGGCUGUUGAAGUCAUUUUCAUGGAGCAUCCAUCUCUGUUUUCUUGCCCAUCCCAUUUGUUUCCCCCUAUGAUUAUGGUGUCUCACUGUGUUAAAAAGCAAUCGAAAGUCCUUAAAGUUAUUGUUUGGUGAAAUUAAUAUUACUGUCAGUUUAUGGUUUAUUUUGUCGUCUCUGUUUUCAACAGGAGUGACUCAGUUCUAGUCUAGUGUUUACAGAAUUUCCACACUCAUUUUGAAGUCCCUCAAGAAUAAAUGUGACAGGGUGAAGGGAGAAGUCUUAACUGAACAAGGAGCUUUUUGCUACUACAGCCUUAAGAAAUGGACCCUGGCGGGGCCUUGUGGUGCAGCUGCUCAUCUCUUGUUGUUUACAUGUUGUUCCUUCCCUCAUCCCCUUCAAGUGCGCUCUUUAACUUGUGGUUACCUUGUGGUUUUGUGUUUUACUUGACCAGAACUAGGUGCAUAUGUUUACAUGUUUUUAUCCUGUUUAGCUUGAUGUGAAAUUAUUUAUAUUUGGAAGUGUGUAUUUAAGAAUUAUAUAUAUAUAUAUAUAUAUAUAUAAAGAGAGAGAUGCAUAUAAAUGUGUAUAAAAGUUAUGUAUUUGAAAAUAUAUAUAAAAGAUAUACAUCAUACUAUGCUAUAAUGUUUAUGUAAUAAAGUAAAUUUGGAGCUGGAAGCUGGAAGUCAAAGGCUAAUAGGAUUCACUGUGUUGUGUGAGUGUGAGGUGUGUGAAUGAUCUUUCCCUUUCACAGGCUUCAGUGAUUAGCAUCUGAUGAAAACAGCUAUUCAAGAGGCUCUGGUCAAAAGUGGCAGACAGAUCUUAAAGGACUUACAAAAUAUGGCAUUGGUCUUUCCUAUGAUGGCAUUAAUAGCUCACUCUGCUAUUAUAAAUAUAAAAAUGUGUGUUCCCAUGCAGUUUAGCAUCAUCUCAUUAUCUCCUAUAACAGUACAAUCCUGGACUCAUACACACAGUUUUUGUAUUCAAUAUUUUGUAUUGUCUAUAGACAUUCCAAACAAAGGGCUUUUGACAAAAAUUUCAACAUAUAAGUGACAAGAUUAUAAAAUAUAAAAUAAAAUAAUAAAAAUAUUGAAACCAGUCUGAAUGCAACAAUGGAAAAAUUUAAAAAUAG